Molecule: messenger RNA, 3855 nt
Organism: Triticum dicoccoides
Lineage: Eukaryota; Viridiplantae; Streptophyta; Magnoliopsida; Poales; Poaceae
Exons: 7
Coding region: 223-3204 (993 amino acids)
Source: RefSeq, a predicted model, not a curated record
CCUUGCGCUCUCACCGCCUCUCCCAGCGCCGCCGCCCGCCCGCCGCCUCUCCCGCCGGCCACCGCGUCGAUCCCGCCGUCCGCCGCCCGUGCCUGCCUCCACCGCGCCCUUUCCCGAACCUUCACGGGCGUUCGCCAACCUCCGCCGAGCGCCUUGGCCCUGCCCUAGCCCUUCCCGAAUCCGGACGACUGACGGCGGCGCUCCGGUCAGGCGCCGGGAGAGAUGGUUUUACGUACCAGACGGCCGACUGUUGCAAUACGUAGUGGUGACGAAGAAGACUUUGAUGAUGAUGGUGAUGAUGAUUACAGUGACAACAACGAUUAUGAUUAUAUCUGCAAAUAUGACGCUAGCCGCAACCAUGGCAGUGGUGAUGACAAGAGCAGUGAUGAUUACAGCUGCACCGAUGAUGAUAGCAACGAUGAUGGUGAUGAUAUUGACAAUGAUGAUGGUGGUGGUGGUGAUGCUACUGAUAAUUUAUGUGCAAUAUGUGACAAUGGAGGGAAAUUGCUAUGCUGUGAAGGACAAUGUAAAAGGUCCUUCCAUCCCAGAGGAAAAGAUGGAAGGGAAUCUAAUUGUGAAACUCUUGGUUUAACUUCUGCACAACUACAGGAAAUUGAUCAUUAUCUAUGCAAGAACUGUGAAUAUAAGCAACACCAAUGUUUCAGUUGUGGAGAUCUUGAGCCAUCUGAUGGGCCAAAUGCUAAGGUGUUCCAAUGCUACAAAGCAUCUUGUGGGCACUUCUACCACCCCAGUUGUAUUGCCAAAUUACUUGAGCCUGAUGAUACUGAUGGAGCUGGCGAAUUGGAGAGGAGGAUUGCUGCUGGGAUGUCAUUUACAUGUCCUGCACAUUGGUGCUCAGAAUGUAGAACGAUGGAAGACAGUACUCAACCAGAACUUUGGCUUGCGGCCUGCAGACGCUGUCCAGUGUCAUAUCACAAAAAAUGUUUCCCAAGAAGCAUUUCCUUUGAGAGAAAGCGUGGCACAAGUGUACGCGCUUGGCACCUGGGUGAUAGAAUUAUGAUUUACUGUGGAAGCCAUAAACUAGAAGCUGAGCUUGGAGCACCUAGCAGAGACCAUAUAAAGUUACCAUCUAGUACAGAAAUGGAUACUGUUGGAACACAUUGCAUUGACCAAAUAAAGUCAACUCCCGUUCCAAAAAUUUAUAGAACAAGAAAUCUUGCUAAGAAGAAAACAGAAGUGACUGGUAAAAGGAAAAUGAACACUGAUCAAGGUUCAACUGGAACUGCGGAGCUGUCAAACAAGGUAUGUCGAGAAGAAGCCGACCAGAUCCAAACAGUAGAUAUGAAUAACUUAAGGGAAGAUAAGAUUCCAAAAGGGAGAGGUGUCCUCGAGAAAGAGACCAUCCGUUUAAAUCAAGCACACAGUGAUGAGCUAGAAAAGCUUAUUGUGGAGGAACAGGCUGAAGAGGAUGAAAACAACACCAAAUCUGGAGAAGAGAGAGAAACUCGUAGUAGAGAAAAUACAUAUAGGGAAAAGGAGAAGACUCUUGGGAACAACAGUAAUAAAUUUGGAUUACCUGACGGGCGGUUUACCUUCAGAUCUGAUGAUGAUCGAGAAGUUGAUGGAAGCCAUACUUGCCAGCAGGAGCUGAAGAGUCCUCACUACAAUGAUAAUAACAAAGCAACAGGAAUUGAUACUUCAAGUGACAAGUCAGGAAAGAGACAGAGACAGGAGGAACAGGCAACUGAUGGUAACAUGUUGGACUUGGAAAGGAACAAUAAGAAGUUUCACAUGGAAACUGGAAGAGAUGCUCAUCAAAGUCCUCAGCGUCUUCAUAAUCACAAAAAAACAGAUGCUCGUCAAAGUUCUUGUUCCUCAUCAAAAAAUCAUCCUCGGUGUAAUGAUGAUCAGAGAUCUUCAAUGACUUCCGAAUACAAAUCCAGAGAGGGAAGAGGAUCAAGUAGAGAAGAGUGGAGAAAUAAUAUGAGAGAAAAUUCUUAUAGGGGAGGGUCACCCUCGAGGAGAAGAAAUUCUCAAAAUAGAUCAAGGAGACAUUCUCCAGAAGGGCGAAGGACGGAGUAUCGUAACAGUCAUCAUAGAAGCAACAACCAACACAGAUAUGAGCAACAUCGACACGAUGAUUAUUUCAAAUGUCGUGAUGAUUAUUCCAAACGCCGUGAUGUUGAUACUGGUCGAAGGAGGUCGAGUCGUCGUGAGGAUCACUCUAGUGAUGGUGCUAGGAGGAGGUCGAGUCAUCGUGAGGAUCAUUCCAGUGAUGGUGGUAGGAGGAGGUCGAGUCAUCGUGAGGAUCAUUCCAGUGAUGGUGGUAGGAGGAGGUCGAGGCAUCGUGAGGAUCAUUCCAGUGAUGGUGGUAGGAGGAGGUCGAGUCAUCGUGAGGAUCAUUCCAGUGAUGGUGGUAGGAGGAGGUCGAGCCAUCAUGAGGAUCAUUCCAGUGAUGGUGAUAGGAGGAGGUCGAGUCAUCGUGAGGAUCAUUCCAGUGAUGGUGAUAUUGGCGGAAGGAGGUUGAGUCCCCAGCAGUCAGCACUUCCUUCUGGUAAUUUUGGUACUAGUCUCAGUCCCCCUUCACAUCCGACCACUGAAUAUGGUGCUAGCAGAAGGCAUGGUUCCCCUCCAUAUCAGAGAUCUGAACAUGCUGCUAGUGGAAGCCGUGGCCCCUAUAUGAACCCACGAGGAUCAGGCCCUGCAGACUACGAAAUGGAAAGGAGAAGUGUUCCCCUUCACCACGAUGUGCCCAAUGUCGAGGAGUACACUGGUCGACCACUGAAUAUGGUGCUACCAGAAGGCAUUGCUUCCGUUAAUACGUACUCUAUCCUUGGCCCCUAUAUGAACCCACGAGGAUCAGGCCCUGCAGACUACGAAAUGGAAAGGAGAAGUGUUCCCCUUCACCACGAUGUGCCCAAUGUCGAGGAGUACACCGGUCAACCACUGAAUAUGGUGCUAGCAGAAGGCAUUGCUCCCGUUAAUACGUACUCUCUCCGAGGGGAAUCUCCUGGUGCAUAUGGUCCUGGAACAGAUGCCGGCAUGGGCGAAGAAACCACAUUCCGUGGUGGGCGUUUCGGUGAUCAUGGUGUGAGGUCAGAUUAUCCACGAAGCAGCAGCAUGAAUGCAGAGGAUAGGGCUUUUGCUGCAGGGUCCGUUACGGAUAGGUAUGUCCCGCGCCUCGACCGAACGAACCACCCAGUUAGAGUUGAUGGUUAUCUGCCGGAUUAUCCCGUAUGGUAGGUUGCUGCUGUUGUGAUCCUCGUGUUGCCAGUCCCAGUCAGCCUAUGAAAUACCCUGCAGGGAACCAGCAGUUAAACCUCAAUUAGCCGCGAAGCGAAUCGAAUAUGUCAAACCUUAGUUUGUCAGAGUGGUUGGACGGUAACCUUCAACCCAAGGUGGUGCCAGCGUACCUUAACGAGUGUGUUUGAUGUUGGCCUCGGAUAUUGCCGAUUAACAGAAAUGAUCUGCUUAGUUUGCGGUUUGGUUGCUGGAGCGUGCUUGUUUUAUAAUCUGGUGUGGAAACUUACCCACAGAAGUAAGCAGAAGUGGUUCAGACAUAAGCGGGCCGAGCAAAUGGAAGUGUUGUAUAAUCCAGUGAAUGCCAAUCGCAGCCUAAGUCUUUGGUGGUCUUUUCUGUUGCUCCAAAUUUGUAUGUGGUAAUAAUCUGCAGUUGUUCCAAAUUUGUUGUAUUCCAGACCCGGAAGGUUUCUUCAGUUAUGCUAGAUAGACUUGUAGUGACCCUCACUGAGGGCGUGUGUUCAUGUUUGUGAAAAAUAGUGAAUGGUCGAUCCGUUGAAUCUGUGGUUGUGAUUGGUACCUCUUUUCUCAGGAUGCUAACUCAAAAUUUGAUGUGAUGAAGAACAAGUUUUGUCGAUUUAAGAUAAGAAAGUA